This is a messenger RNA of Hyaloperonospora brassicae, 759 nucleotides long. Lineage: Eukaryota; Oomycota; Peronosporomycetes; Peronosporales; Peronosporaceae. The record is from the annotation of a GenBank genome assembly.
AUGUUCCACGUGUUUCACUUUGGCACGGCGGCUGCGGGUGUUAUCUGGCUGUACUACUUGACGACGGUGUACGCGCAGCAGUACCUUGGGACCACGCGCGGCCGACGCUAUCGUGUAACACACACGUUGCCAGCUAGUGAGACGGACGGGUGUUUCAGCUCGACGGUCAACGUUGACGCAGACGCGGGCGAUGGAUACUGUAUCGGGAACGUGCCGUUUAUGUCGUGGGUCAUGUACGCCAUGAUGAUUUUCAGCGAGUUUCUCAGUUUCGUUGUGGCGCUGCUGUUCAACUUCAGUAUGUGGCGUUCGAUUUGUCGUGGUGCGCGGUACAUGGACGACUUCGAGCUGCCCACUCCCAGGGAACAGUGGCCGAUGGUCGACAUCUUGUUGUGUGUCUACGUGGAUCCGGUCACGGAUUCGAUGCAGACACUGAAGAACUAUCUUUCGCUGCAGUAUGCGCCCGAGCUUCUCGACAUCGUUGUGCUGGAUGUUGGUUACUAUAAGUCUGUGUGGGUUGCGAUCGACCACUUGAAGGUGACGAUGAACUCCAAUGUGGUUCGAUUUGUGGUGAUUUGCGUGGCGACCUUGCGCGGCUCAUGCACGAGCGUGUGCCGUAUCCGAAGCUUUUUGCUUGCGGUGCUGUCGUUCUUCUUCUCGGAAGGCGAGGCCGCCGACGGUGGAGGUCUUCAGUGCAGCGACGAUAUUUCGUGGACCCACGUGUCGUACGGGCAGACUUCUGCAGACUCCUCAGUACUUUGA